GAUAUCGAUGAAUGCAGCAACGGUAGCCAUGAUUGCCACCAAAAUGCAACUUGUGCAAAUACCCCUGGACGCUUUAAUUGCAGCUGUCAGUCAGGAUUUGCAGGAAAUGGCCGCCAAUGUAAUGGUAUAAUGUUGCACGAUUUUCAAUUGAUCUGAAAGUUUAUGUCGAUCUUGAAUUAUGUUUUACAUUUUUUUACCCUUCUUUUUAAUUAGAUAUCGAUGAAUGCAGCAACGGUAGCCAUGAUUGCCACCAAAAUGCAACUUGCAUAAAUAUCCCUGGACAGUUUGAUUGCAGCUGUCAGUCAGGAUUUGCAGGAAAUGGCCGCAAAUGUCAUGGUAUAAUAUUGCCCGAUUUUCAAUUGAUCUGAAAGUUUAUGUCGAUCUUGAAUUAUGUUUUACAUUUUUUUACCCUUCUUUUUAAUGAGAUGUCGAUGAAUGCAGCAACGGUAGCCAUGAUUGCCACCAAAAUGCAACUUGCAUAAAUACCCCUGGACAGUUUAAUUGCAGCUGUCAGUCAGGAUUUGCAGGAAAUGGCCGCCAAUGUCAUGGUAUAAUAUUGCACGAUUUUCAAUUGAUCUGAAAGUUUAUGUCGAUCUUGAAUUAUGUUUUAAAUUUUUUUACCCUUCGUUUUAAUUAGAUAUCAAUGAAUGCAGCAACGGUAGCCAUGAUUGCCACCAAAAUGCAAUUUGUGCAAAUACCCCUGGACGCUUUAAUUGCAGCUGUCAGUCAGGAUUUGCAGGAAAUGGCCGCCAAUGUCAUGGUAUAAUGUUGCACGAUUUUCAAUUGAUCUGAAAGUUUAUGUCGAUCUUGAAUUAUGUUUACAUUUUUUUACCCUUCUUUUUAAUUAGAUAUCGAUGAAUGCAGCAACGGUAGCCAUGAUUGCCACCAAAAUGCAACUUGCAUAAAUACCCCUGGACAGUUUGAUUGCAGCUGUCAGUCAGGAUUUGCAGGAAAUGGCCGCAAAUGUCAUGGUAUAAUAUUGCCCGAUUUUCAAUUGAUCUGAAAGUUUAUGUCGAUCUUGAAUUAUGUUUUACAUUUUUUUACCCUUCUUUUUAAUGAGAUAUCGAUGAAUGCAGCAACGGUAGCCAUGAUUGCCACCAAAAUGCAACUUGCAUAAAUACCCCUGGACAGUUUGAUUGCAGCUGUCAGUCAGGAUUUGCAGGAAAUGGCCGCAAAUGUCAUGGUAUAAUAUUGCCCGAUUUUCAAUUGAUCUGAAAGUUUAUGUCGAUCUUGAAUUAUGUUUUACAUUUUUUUACCCUUCUUUUUAAUUAGAUAUCGAUGAAUGCAGCAACGGUAGCCAUGAUUGCCUCCAAAAUGCAACUUGCAUAAAUACCCCUGGACAGUUUGAUUGUAGCUGUCAGUCAGGAUUUGCAGGAAAUGGCCGCCAAUGUCAUGGUAUAAUAUUGCCCGAUUUUCAGUUGAUCUGAAAGUUUAUGUCGAUCUUGUCGAUCUUGAAUUACUGUAUUUAUUCGAAUAAGCGCCCAACCUCGAAUUACCGCCCACCUCGAAUAAGCGUCCAUCCUAAAGGCAAAAAAAGUUAAUAAGCGUCCAGCCUCGAAUAAGCCCUCAACCACUCCUCCUCCCAAUCAAACUCAAAUAAGCGCUCACCUCCACCCAACCCACUUGAGUGAAUAAGUUUUAAUAAGAGACUUCCCCGAGGACCAAGUUUUCUUCAGAGUAUUUUACAGAAACCUUGCUUUGUUACUGCUUUGCGUUUUGUUAUCAGCAUUUAUCGUUUUGUUGCAAAAUAAACAUACUUCACUUGCUGAAAAUGGUGAAAAUUUAUUAAGCGCCCAGCCUCGAAUAGGCGCCCACUCUCAAGGUCCAAAAAUUUAAUAAGCGCCCAGGGCGGUUAAGGUGAUUCCCUAGUAAAAGAACCUAUCAUAGAUUGUAGAUGAAACUUGGUACACUGAUGUAACAAGUCAAGAAGAUGAUAAAAAAGUAAUAAAAAGUGGGGGUCACCGUGCUCGUUUUGACGUCACAAUGCUGAGAAAUACGGUUAAUUUGGACCCUUUGUCAAAAACUGCGCGCAGCCCAAAACUAGACAAAAGCGAGAGAUUUUUUCGAUGAUGCAUGUGGUAUCGCACAGAAUUUGACUUUAUUGUAUUGUUUAUCCACUUACAUACCAGAAAAAUACCUUUUAAUGCUCCUUUUUUUAUUUUACGCUCCAAAGUAGAAUUGAAUUGGACACACGCUAUUCGACCCGUGAUAGCUCAAUCCGUACAAUUUAGUAAAACUGCCAAAAAAGUGAACAUAGAUUUGUGCCAAUUUUUUUUCUCAUCGAAAGCAAGCACUGUCCUUAUUAAAAUCAUGAAAUAAAAAAUGGGGUCACCGUACUCGUUUUUGCGGUAGAGCUGCAGAAAGUGCGCACCAAAUGCAUUUUCUCCAAGUUUUGAGAAAGGACUGGGGUGAGUUUCAAAAUAGAAUGUAUGUGAAAGGGGGAAGAAAGUAUUAAAAAAUCUGUUUUUACAGAAUUUACAUCGAGAUAUCACAUUUAGGAUACAAUGUGAUAAAGAAAGCGUUUAAAUAAAAAUCAAAGUGAGUAAGCACAAGUUAAACAUCCACUAUCGAGGUUCUCCGUGAGGAAGUCGAACUCAGCAACACGCGUACUGCCUACGUUAUGCACAUUCCCAACACAUUGAGUCUCACCUCGGCAAGAAACAACCGCAAGCAAAAAUUCCAAUAGCGUUUCUCUUCAGUCAACUUCAUUUUAAUAAUGUUACUUCACAUGCUCUUUUUUACGGCGGCCAUCUUGUUAUGCGCAGUAAGAGAUGCGCAGUGCAAAACCAGGGAAUCACCUUAAUCGAAAAAAUACGGUAUGUUUUACACUUUUUUACCCUUCUUUUUAAUUAGAUAUCGAUGAAUGCAGCAACGGUAGCCAUGAUUGCCACCAAAAUGCAACUUGCAUAAAUACCCCUGGACAGUUUAAUUGCAGCUGUCAGUCAGGAUUUGCAGGAAAUGGCCGCCAAUGUCAUGGUAUAAUAUGGCCCGAUUUUCAAUUGAUCUGAAAGUUUAUGUCGAUCUUGAAUUAUGUUUUACAUUUUUUUACCCUUCUUUUUAAUUAGAUAUCGAUGAAUGCAGCAACGGUAGCCAUGAUUGCCACCAAAAUACAACUUGCAUAAAUACCCCUGGACAGUUUAAUUGCAGCUGUCAGUCAGGAUUUGCAGGAAAUGGCCGCCAAUGUCAUGGUAUAAUAUUGCCCGAUUUUCAAUUGAUCUGAAAGUUUAUGUCGAUCUUGAAUUAUGUUUUACAUUUUUUUUACCCUUCUUUUUAAUUAGAUAUCGAUGAAUGCAGCAACGGUAGCCAUGAUUGCCACCAAAAUGCAACUUGCAUAAAUACCCCUGGACAGUUUAAUUGCAGCUGUCAGUCAGGAUUUGCAGGAAAUGGCCGCCAAUGUCAUGGUAUAAUAUGGCCCGAUUUUCAAUUGAUCUGAAAGUUUAUGUCGAUCUUGAAUUAUGUUUUACAUUUUUUUACCCUUCUUUUUAAUUAGAUAUCGAUGAAUGCAGCAACGGUAGCCAUGAUUGCCACCAAAAUGCAACUUGCAUAAAUACCGUAUUUAUUCGAUUAACCGCCCUGGGCGCUUAUUAAAUUUUUGGACCUUGAGAGUGGGCGCUUAUUCGAGGUGGGCGCUUGUUCGAGGCUGGGCGCUUAUUAAAUUCUCAACAUUUUCAGCAAGUGUAGUAUGUGUAUUUUGCAACAAAACAAUAAAUGGUAAUAACAAAACGCGAAGAUGUAACAAAGCAAGGUUCCUGUAAAAUACUUCGAAGAAAACUCUGUCUUCGGGGAAGUCUCUUAUUCAAUUUUAGGGGUGGUCGCUAAUUUGAGUUUGAGUGGGAGUGGGAGGAAGGGGUGGUGGGGUGGGCGCUUAUUCGAGGCUGGGCGCUUAUUAACUUUUUCUGCCUUUAGGAUGGGCGCUUAUUCGAGGUGGGCGCUAAUUCGAAGUUGGGCGCUUAUUCGAAUAAAUACGGUACCCCUGGACAGUUUAAUUGCAGCUGUCAGUCAGGAUUUGCAAGAAAAGGCCGCCAAUGUCAUGGUAAAAUAUUGCCCGAUUUUCAAUUGAUCUGAAAGUUUAUGUCGAUCUUGAAUUAUGUUUUACAUUUUUUUACCUUUCUUUUUAAUUAGAUAUCGAUGAAUGCAGCAACGGUAGCCAUGAUUGCCACCAAAAUGCAACUUGCAUAAAUACCCCUGGACAGUUUAAUUGCAGCUGUCAGUCAGGAUUUGCAGGAAAUGGCCGCCAAUGUCAUGGUAUAAUAUUGCCCGAUUUUCAAUUGAUCUGAAAGUUUAUGUCGAUCUUCAAUUAUGUUUUACAUUUUUUUACCUUGUUUUUAAUGAGAUAUCGAUGAAUGCAGCAACGGUAGCCAUGAUUGCCACCAAAAUGCAACUUGCAUAAAUACCCCUGGACAGUUUAAUUGCAGCUGUCAGUCAGUAUUUGCAGGAAAUGGCCGCCAAUGUCAUGGUAUAAUAUUGACCGAUUUUUAAUUGAUCUGAAAGUUUAUGUCGAUCUUGAAUUACUGUAUUUAUUCGAAUAAGCGCCCAACCUCGAAUUACUGCCCACCUCGAAUAAGCGUCCAUCCUAAAGGCAAAAAAAGUUAAUAAGCGCCCAGCCUCGAAUAAGCGCCCACCCCCUCCUCCUCCCAAUGAAACUCAAAUAAAUGCUCACCUCCACCCCAUCCACUUGAGUGAAUAAGUUCUAAUAAGAGAGUUGUCCGAGGACCAAGUUUUCUUCAGAGUAUUUUACAGAAACCUUGCUUUGUUACUUCUUCGCGUUUUGUUAUUAGCAUUUAUCGUUUUGUUGCAAAAUAAACAUACUUCACUUGCUGAAAAUGGUGAAAAAUUAUUAAGCGCCCAGCCUCGAAUAAGCGCCCACUCUCAAGGUCCAAAAAUUUAAUAAGCGCCCAGGGCGGUUAAUCGAAUAAAUACGGUAUGUUUUACAUUUUUUUACCCUUCUUUUUAAUUAGAUAUCGAAGAAUGCAGCAACGGUAGCCAUGAUUGCCACCAAAAUGCAACUUGCAUAAAUACCCCUGGACGCUUUAAUUGCAGCUGUCAGUCAGGAUUUGCAGGAAAUGGCCGCCAAUGUCAUGGUAUAAUAUUGUCCGAUUUUCAAUUGAUCUGAAAGUUUAUGUCGAUCUUGAAUUAUGUUUUACAUUUUUUUACCCUUCUUUUUAAUUAGAUAUCGAUGAAUGCAGCAACGGUAGCCAUGAUUGCCACCAAAAUGCAACUUGUGCAAAUACCCCUGGACGCUUUAAUUGCAGCUGUCAAUCAGGAUUUGCAGGAAAUGGUCACCAAUGUCAUGGUAUAAUAUUGCCCGAUUUUCAAUUGAUCUGAAAGUUUAUGUCGAUCUUCAAUUAUGUUUUACAUUUUUUUACCUUUCUUUUUAAUUAGAUAUCGAUGAAUGCAACAACGGUAGCCAUGAUUGCCACCAAAAUGCAACUUGCAUAAAUACCCCUGGACAGUUUAAUUGCAGCUGUCAGUCAGGAUUCACGGGAGAUGGUCACCAUUGUUAUGGUAUGACUCACUUCUAAAGGGAAUUGCACUUAAAUUUGGAAUGGGUGAUAAAUCGUAAAACCGGCGACCAGCGCCAUGAAUGCAAACAAAGCCAAUGAGCCACAAUCGCCACAAACAUGUCUUGUGUUUAUACUCAGCUGGAAAGAAAUUCGUAUAAGGCCAGAAGUUACACUGCACUGUCAUGAUAACAAUAAUAUUUUACUUUUUUGUAUUGGAUCGGGAAUCUAAUUCUUUAAUCUUUAAUGUCUCGUAGCAAUAGCAGCCCUGCUUGUUACCAGCAAGGAAUUUGUGUUAAUAUUGCUAUGUAGGCACCUGUCAACCAGUUAUCUCCCGAAAAGGCAGUUAGUGACGUUUCGUAAUUUGCUUCUUCCUUAGCAAGAAAAUAAACUAUACUUGAACUUCCACCAAUUGCUUUUGCUUUAUGGUCUGAAUAUAUACGACAGGGUGGAUCGAAUUUUGAAAUUUCGACUUAAGAAGAGAUAAAAUUAUAGUUUAUGUUAUAGAAAGUAAAAAGAAACAAUCGCAUCUUCAUGAGAGACGUUCUACUAAGCCCUUCUUCCUCAAAUAUCUUGGAAUUACCGCGCCACUCCUUCUAAGCCAUAACACAAACAGUUACUGACAAGAAUCAGAUUCGUAGUUCCUGAGGACUCGCAGCAGCUAACCACAAAAUUCAAAAUUUAAAAAUACGCAGAUCAAUUCUUCCAUCACGAUUUUUUCGAUUUAUACGAGUUUUACGUAAAAUGGAUAUACAUCUAAUUAACUGAUUACUAAAUGGCGGACCCUAGAUGGUGGAUGGUUCCAGAUCUUUAUUUAUAAUAAAUGACGUCAUCGUGAUUGCACUGUGAAGUUAUUAAACCGAGAAAACAGCGAAACUGUUAGCUCGACUGAAGCGGUUGCUGCACACAUGCGGAGCCUAAUGUAGUAAGAUCGAAAGAGUUUUCCUAAACGAGAACGCAUCGAAGUGGGAGGAAAGGGAACAAUGUUCGAGCAGCGUUCUUUCAAGAAAUUUGUCAUGCUGUGUGAACUGCGUUAAGAAAAUGUCGUCACAAAGCAAUUGUCUUGUGCUCUUGGUAAUCAGGCCACAGAAACAUAUCGUUAUAAUGACGGACAAAAAUUAAUGGUUUUUGAGCGCAAAAAAAGACCACUUUCCUUAACCGUAUGAAGCUAUAAUUUGCAAACCAUGUACUACAAGUACUAAACUGCCAAUCUAGCAUUAAAAAAAAUGAUAGUCAAGGAUUUGAUCGUAGUAGCACUUUAAGGCGGACAGUAAUCCAUAAAAUAAACGACACUACUCCUCAACGCAGGUACUAUCAGCGUGGGCUUUUUAACCUUGAACAACCUUGGACUGUGAGCUAAUUAUUAAGAAACUAUAAACUAAUUAAUAUUAAGAAACCCGGCCAUACACAAGAUAAACCUUAAGAAUAACAAUUUUUUGUAAACAAAUCAUGUACUAAGUUAACCUGACUGCACAGUUGGCUUUCAAAGAAUAGACAGAAGCGUUCCGUCCGUUCUCUAAGAACGGCUGAGUAAGGAAUGAAAUAUAAAGACGAGGCAAUGGAUUAUAAACAACUUGUCCAGGUUUUGUCCGAUAUGCCUCUGACAAGAAUUGCCGCCGUGACAGCGAUCCUUUAAUUAUGUUUGAGCGGAUUAACUUUAAUAGACUUCAGUUUUCAUGUUUUAUUCAGUCCAAAUGUAGUUCAUGUGAUGUUACCCAAGAGAACCGUUUCUUUCAAAUUUCGGCAUUACAUUUAGCUGCACAUGUACGCAUAAUUAAAAAAGACAAAGGGAAAGGGGAAAAUUUCUUUGAUAACUGAUCACAUGACACAUUUGGGAAACAAAGGCAUACAAGCAGUUGUGCUUUAGUUGGUUGAACAUGAAAGUUUGCUAAAUGCAGUGCUCACCUUUAAUGAAAGUACAUUAAGAUGUAUUAUACUUUGGAUUUAUUAUGCCACACAUACUUCCUCUUUCAGACCUCUGUUAAUGGAAAAAGUCGGUAAAAUCUUAACCAUCUCAAGACCGUCAUCCACGCGCACUUUUAGGAUUCCACAUUAUAACGCCGAGUUAAACCACAUUUAAUUGUAUUUCUCUCGUACUUUGUGGGACCCGAGAUCACCCUAUGUCACCCGACACAUAUACAGCAGUGGUAAUUCUUCAAAUUUGGUCGCAAAUUGUCUUUGGUCAAACAAACAUUUACAAAAAUCACAACGAAAGUUUGGAAAGAGUUUUGCUGUUCCAGAAACCGGCAAAAAGUGAAAUGUAGCGUUUACGUCACAGCUGCGAAAAUAAUGAUUAUAAAUUUGCCAAAACUCUGGCAUUUUCAAAGUGUUCAGGAAAGAAACCGGCUUAAGGAAACUUAUUUAUUUCAGUGCUGAAUUGCUCUUAUUUGUUUUCUUUUCCAGAUUGUUCCAGUUAUCACUUUGAAAAAUACCAAGAUUUACCAACCAGAGGAGCUCACGCCGUGGAACAUUUCACCAUUAAUGGAAGUCUUUUUCUAGCUUUCGCCAACUAUAAAAGUGAAACCACCGAAAAAUAUAACACAGAUUCUUUUAUCUACAAGUUCAACGAUUUGACUGGAAAAUUCUUUCUUUACCAGACCAUAGGCACACAUGGAGGGCAUGACGUGGAAUAUUUUACAAUUUCUGGCGAACAUUAUCUUGCUGUUGCUAAUGUUGAAAAUGGAAGUACGUUCAGAUUGAACUCAGUUAUUUAUCAUUGGAAUGGAACGUUGUUUGUUGCCUUUCAAAACCUUGCAACUAAAGGAGGAGCCAGCUUUAAUUUUUUUACAAUAGCGAAAGAACCUUUUCUUACCGUAUGCAAUCUCUUUGAUGAUGUUACGAAAAGUAUCAACUCAACCAUCUACAAGUGGAAAAACAACACGUUUGAAAAGUUUCAGGAGAUAGCGACAGAGGGAUGUCGUGGAAGUGCUGCGUUUGUAAUUAACAAUGAAAGCUACAUUGCCUUUGCAAACGAGCUCACGUCGGCAACAUCAGUAGUUUAUAAGAGGGCUGGGAUGCACUUCGUCAAGCUGCAAGACCUUCAAAAGCAAAGUGCAUGGAAUGUAAAGUCCUUUUACAUUAAUGAUGAUGCGUUUCUCGCCACUGCCUCUCGACCCGCACAGUCGUUCAUUCGCAAGUGGAAUGGAAGUCAGUUUGUCCUAAAUCAGACUGUUCCUACUUACCGGGCCAGGGUCCUGCAUCCCUUUGUUAUGUGCGGUCAAACAUUUCUUGGUGCGGCUAAUCGGCUUAGGGGUGGCACCUACCACACAAAGUCAGUGGUGUAUCGGUUCUCUCAGGACCAGUUCACUGAAUACCAGAAGAUUUCAACUUUUGGAGCUAUUGAUAUGACGUCAUUUGAGCACAAGGGUUAUACUUACUUGGCAAUUGCU
Messenger RNA from Porites lobata, 8890 nucleotides. Lineage: Eukaryota; Metazoa; Cnidaria; Anthozoa; Scleractinia; Poritidae. The record is from the annotation of a GenBank genome assembly.